AUGCUCCUGGCCUCGGCGGUGGUGGUCUGGGAAUGGCUGAAUGAGCACGGCCGCUGGCGUCCCUACAGCCCGGCCGUGAGCCACCACAUCGAAGCGGUGGUCCGCGCCGGGCCCCGCGCCGGGGGCAGCGUGGUGCUGGGCCAGGUGGACAGCCGGCUCGCGCCCUACAUCAUCGACCUGCAGUCCAUGAACCAGUUCCGCCAGGACACGGGGACCCUCCGCCCAGUUCGCCGCAACUACUACGACCCGUCCUCGGCCCCCGGGAAGGGCGUGGUGUGGGAAUGGGAGAACGACAAUGGAUCCUGGACGCCCUACGACAUGGACGUGGGCAUCACCAUCCAGCACGCCUAUGAGAAGCAGCACCCCUGGAUCGACCUCACUUCCAUCGGCUUUAGCUACGUCAUUGAUUUCAGCACCAUGGGCCAGAUCAACCGGCAAACCCAGCGCCAGCGCCGCGUCCGCCGGCGUCUGGACCUCAUCUACCCCAUGGUCACCGGCACGUUGCCUAAAGCCCAGUCCUGGCCGGCCAGCCCCGGAUCGGCCGCCUCGCCCCCUGGCCCGCCCUGCUCCUGCCCGCAGUGCGUCCUGGUGAUGAGCGUCAAGGCGGCCGGGCCCCUGCAGCCCCCAGCGGCCCGCAGGAACGUGCCCCCAUCCGGAGCGGUCAAGCUGCCCCCGCCACCAGGACCUGGGGCCAAGCCACUGGACAGCACCGGCACCAUUCGCGGCCCGGUGAAGACCGCCCCAGCGCAGCCCAUCCAGCGACAGGCCCCCAGCACGCCGGCAGGGGCGACUGCGGGCUCUCCUGCCAGCCCCCCAGGAGCCAACGGCAAGACGGGGAGGGUGGCCCUGGCGACCUUGAAUCGGACCAACCUGCAGCGGCUGGCCAUGGCGCAGUCCCGGGUGCUGAUCGCCUCUGGGGUCCCCACCGUCCCGGUGAAAAACCUAAAUGGGUCCAGUCCUGUCAAUCCUGCCUUGGCCGGCAUCACUGGGAUCCUCAUGAGCGCAGCGGGGCUGCCCGUGUGCCUCACCAGGCCACCAAAGCUGGUCCUCCACCCACCCCCCGUCAGCAAGAGCGAAAUAAAAUCCAUCCCGGGGGUUUCCAAUACAAGCCGCAAGACCACCAAAAAGCAAGCCAAGAAAGGUAAAACCCCAGAAGAAGUGCUGAAGAAGUAUCUGCAGAAAGUCCGGCAUCCACCAGAGGAGGACUGCACCAUCUGCAUGGAGCGCCUCACGGCCCCCUCUGGCUACAAGGGCCCGCAGCCCACGGUCAAGCCUGACCUGGUGGGAAAGCUGUCCAGAUGCGGCCACAUCUACCACACCUACUGCCUGGUUGCCAUGUACAACAACGGCAACAAGGACGGCAGUUUGCAGUGUCCAACCUGCAAGACCAUUUACGGGGUGAAAACAGGGACCCAGCCUCCGGGGAAGAUGGAGUACCACCUCAUCCCCCACUCGUUGCCUGGCCACCCAGACUGCAAAACCAUCCGGAUCAUCUACAGCGUGCCCCCGGGCAUUCAGGGGCCAGAACACCCGAAUCCUGGGAAGAGUUUCAGCGCCCGUGGCUUCCCGCGACACUGUUACCUUCCAGACAGCGAGAAAGGGAGAAAAGUUCUGAAGCUGCUGCUGGUGGCCUGGGACCGCCGCCUCAUCUUUGCCAUCGGUACCUCCAGCACGACGGGCGAGUCAGACACUGUCAUCUGGAACGAGGUCCACCAUAAGACAGAGUUUGGCUCGAACCUCACUGGCCAUGGCUACCCAGAUGCCAACUACCUGGAUAACGUGCUGGCUGAACUGGCUGCCCAGGGCAUUUCUGAGGACAGCAGUGCCCAGGAGAAGGACUGAGCUGGAAAGGCUUUGGGAGUCAGGGGGUGUGGGGACCACAGGGCAGGAAGUGGGGAGAGUCAAGGUAGAAGUCGGUGCUGUGCCCUCCUGACUCCCUCAUCUCCCCUCCUGUCCUGGCUCCACCCCCCAGCCCUCCCAGCCACAGUGGGGGAGCCAUAUUGAACAAGGGGACAUCAUUCAUAAACCUCAUCCAUUAUAAAAGGGACAUGGGAUGAGGGCCAUGGAGUUUUCGGUGCUGGGUAGGCAAGAACACCGCCCCUCCCCCGCCCGUGGGGGCAUGUCAGCACACCCAGGGUGUGGACAGCACAUGGGCUCUCCGUACCCUGACCUGGUGAAGCCUGAGGUCCACCACCUCAGCUGGCUUCUUGCUGCUUCCGCUUCCAAAAGUGGAGUUUCUGCUCUUCUCUCCUCCUCGGGAGGCGAGGAGCUCUCACUGUGCAAGGUUGGGGGGCAAAGGGGUGAACCGCUAAACUGCUGUGACACCAGGAAUCAACGCCUCGGUGUCGAGCGAGGAAGUGCUUCUUGCCAAGAGGGUCAGGGAGGCAAAGGCCUCUGGGAGCAGGCUCAGCUCUCAGCGUCCUCGGCUUCCCGGGCCCUCCUUCCUCCUCACACCACGGACCUGUCCAAAGAGGCAUCUGCUUCUCUCAUGCGGAUGGAUGGGCUCCGGAUUCCUCUCUGGGUGGCUUCCCAAGAUGUUUCCAGCCACUCGCUGAUGAAACCAGAGCCUGCAUCCCACUUAGCAUCCGAACUGUCCUCAGGGAGAGGAGCCCAUAGCCUUCUUCCCCAUCCAUCCCAGACCAGCUCAAAGGUUCCAUGUUUCAUCAGGUCACUGUGAGUAGAGCCUGUGCCGGGCGCUGUGCCAUCAGUGUAUGUGCAUAUGUGUGCGUGUGCACGUGUGUGUGUGCGUGUGUGCCCGUGCGCACCCCUGCGCCAGGUUGGUGGAGGCGCCCCUCAUGUUCUCUUGGUCUCUUUUGCAAUAUGUCAAACCCAGUUCUGAUGGGGAUCGGACAGCCAGGCUGUGGCCCCUUGACUCCCCUCACUCUUUGCCAACCCAUCCCGUGGUGAACCUGGACCCUGAUGGAGGCAGAGCUGUGUGUGGGGAGAUGAGGGCUGGACUGACUCCCUUUUUCUAUCUCUUUCAAGAUUGGACCUGAGCCAGUCUCCAUCCAGCCUUGUUUCUCUGAAGGCUGCAUUCUGUGUCCAUGCAAAUUGGUUAGUUAGUGCCCAGGGGCAGUGCUGGGCCCCUCAUCUCCCUCGUCUGUCACAGAUCGACCUAGAGCACGAGGGAGCCUCAUUCGUAACAAGAUUAGCAUUGCCUUGUGGUCUAGUCCAACCUGCACCUGGGCUGUGUCCCAAGACCCUGUCUCCUCCCUUAUUCCUCUUGCCUACGGCUCCCGUUAAGGGGUGAAUUGGGUGUCGGGGAAGAGAGAAGGGGGUCAAGAAGGGAAACCCUACGCCCCCUUUGAAAGUGGGUUCUUUGAACUAUAUGUUUGGGGGAAGUUCCUCUGGAUACUAAUUUGAAUUUAUAUACCUCAUGUUUUGGGGGUUUGACGUAUAUAUAUGCAUAUAUAUUUCAUAAUAUUUGGAAGGUUUUUGAUGCUGGGAAAAUGGAAACUAAAGAACCUUCAAAAAUGGUACUUAAAUGAGAACCGGAAACGAAGCUUUCCUGAGAGCUGCUCGCUGUGAGGUCGCAGCCGUUUUGUCCGUGUGACCAGCGCGUUUACCGGAGUCUCACCCAGUUCCCCGGACACGCUGGUGCUGCCUUUCCUCAUGUCCACGCGGCUCUCGGGCCUGGCACCGGCUCCAGCAGAGGGAGCUCUGGUGGGAAGAAGUGUGUCUGCCCUCUUGGUUCCAGCCUCGCCCAUCGGUCCACAGCCGUGUAUCUCACAGCAAACUGGGAGGUCGGUCCCGAGUUCGCUGCACCACGGAGUCGUUUCCUGCCACAGCUGGGAAGGAAACAUGAGCUCCAUGGAAGAGACGUCCCUGCAGUGUGGAGCGUCACACCCAUGCCCUUGCCAGGCUACCCUUGUCAGGUGUCUGCUGAGCGGGCCACCCACAGCGAUGAGGAAUGCGACGGGGUGGUGGGCAGGGGCAGGGCUGUGCCGUAGGAGGUGGGGGAGGAAGAA
Molossus molossus (Pallas's mastiff bat) is the source of this 3968-nucleotide messenger RNA. It is a transcript of the gene DTX4, whose product is annotated as deltex E3 ubiquitin ligase 4. Lineage: Eukaryota; Metazoa; Chordata; Mammalia; Chiroptera; Molossidae. The record is from RefSeq and is a predicted model, not a curated record. Gene Ontology annotation, biological process: protein ubiquitination; Notch signaling pathway. Bases 1 to 1842 code for a protein of 613 amino acids. The transcript is spliced from 9 exons. Gene Ontology annotation, cellular component: nucleoplasm. Gene Ontology annotation, molecular function: ubiquitin protein ligase activity; zinc ion binding.